Messenger RNA from Mycosarcoma maydis (corn smut), 2147 nucleotides. RefSeq lists its product as uncharacterized. The record is from RefSeq and is a predicted model, not a curated record. Lineage: Eukaryota; Fungi; Basidiomycota; Ustilaginomycetes; Ustilaginales. The annotation marks the transcript as partial. The transcript has a single exon.
AGCCUCUUCAGAGACGUCGAGAUGUACGCUUCCCUUCCGCCGAUUAUGUGCCACUCUGGAAUCUGUCAACCACCUCAAGCCCGCUCGAGCACUGCAUCGAGACUCUCUCAAUCUGUCCCACUUCCCCCUCCAGUCCUCCAACCUUUCGCCCAUAUUCCCUUCGGAUUCCCAUCAAUCUGCUCGACUCUACCUCUCCCACCACCCAUGCACGCCUCGACACCCUUGGCUCCUCGGCUUUCAGCAGCUUGACUCCAAGCGUCUCUGACACCUCCAGGGUGCUCCCGUUGGCCCAUCCUUUCAUCCACGAUGCCGACUCGGCCGACGACACCAACACGUCGGCAUGGCAGCCAUCUUCCUCCUCGUCCAACUCAUCCCGUUCCUCCCACAGCUCCUCUUCGUCCUCUUCCUCCCGUCCACCUACUCCAUCCCUUUCUGCACGCCCAAACCUCGCCACCUCGACCGCACAGCAGGAUUCGUCCGGCAACCACGGCAGUGGAUCCAGUACGCCCACGCAAAACAAUUCUCUCUCUCCCUAUCAGAUCGAGAGUGCACUUCUUGGCCCCUCCUCGCUCCUAACCACAGCCGCACGAGGUAACUACCAACAGCGUCGCGGUGCCGCCGCACCGGCGUGUCCCCAAUCAUCCGAAACCGACCACCCGGCUCCCCUCUGGACCGGCUCGGUCGCUUCACCAAAGCAUCGCACGCUCCACUACUCGUUUGAGCACGGCGCCUAUGGAAUCCCCAAACGCCAUCCCUGGGCAGCUGUUCGCGGCAAUGGCAAGCGCGUCCAAUCACCCCCUAAGCCAGCUGCCCGCUCAGGCGCCGUAGGCAUGCUAGCUGCGGCUGCUGACUUUCUUACCGGCUCUGCAUCCGCUUCGGCUCCAGCAACGCCCAAACAGAAGCUAGGUGGCGAAACGCUCGUCGCACAGGAUGGUCGUCGCCUUGGCCUCAAUUCGCCCAUUCGUGAGCACGGUCGCAUCGUACAGGAUCGAUUGCAAUCCGUCCAGGUUGGCGAAGACGCUUACUUCCUGCGUCCCGACUCCAUCGGUGUAGCAGAUGGUGUCGGAGGCUGGGCCUCGCGCGCCGGAGCUGAUCCAGCCCUCUUCUCCCGCCUUCUCAUGCACUUCUGCGCUGCAGAACUUAGCAAAUUCGACGAUCUUAGCGCAGAUGAAUUGGCCGCUCACGGUGGUAAGAAGCUGCGCGAGUGGGACCAACUCGACCCUGUCGAAGUCAUGCACGUGGCCUGGGAGCGAUGCGUCCGCGCAUCACGGCGUGAAGGCAUCCUCGGUUCAUCAACCGCGCUACUUGCCGUUCUUCGAGGAGACGAGCUUCGCAUCGCCAACCUGGGCGACUGCGUUCUGCUCAUCAUCCGCGCAGGCGAGCUUCUCUUCCGUUCCACCGAGCAACAACAUUCCUUCAACUUUCCCGUUCAGCUAGGCAUGAUGGGUCACACCGCAGAGAGCGUCACCAUCGCAGCCAAUCGCACCCUUGCCCGCGAUGGCUUCCUACAGUCUGGCGCUUCCGACGAUUUGGACGAUAACGCUCCUAACCCGCUCGGCACCUCCACAGCCGAAUCCAUGGAUGAAGCACGUAAGAGCCUAUCACAAGCAUCUGCGGCCACCGAUGGCGAAGACGCCGAAGAGGCUGACUGGGAUGAGCCGCGUCGUGACGCUGGUCGAUGGACUGUCAAGGUGCAAACAGGUGACAUCAUCAUUGUAGGCAGCGACGGUUUAGUGGACAAUCUCUUUGACGAAGACAUUGUAGAGGAGGUGCUCAAGUUUGCUCCGCCGCCUACCUCGUCCCAAUCCAUUCCCGAACAUGACCUAGCCUCGCUCGAAAACGGCAAUCGCACCAUAGAGGGACAGCACGACUACCGCCUGCCAGACGACUUUUGCCCACAGCUGGUCUCUGAGGCGCUCUGUUCUCGUGCCAAGGCGGUUUCUGAAGAUUCGCGAGCCGUCAGCUCUCCCUUCCAACAGCGCGCCAUGGAGGAAGGUCUACAUUAUGUAGGUGGCAAGCACGAUGACAUCUCGGUCGUCGUUGCCGUUGUGGGUGAUCCCUCGGAACGCCUCAAUCGGGCUAGUUACCCCGUCGUAUCCGAUCAGGACAGCUCAGUUCCGGCGCAAGCAGGGGCAUCUAGGCGCUGA